AUGGACCCCGCCUUGAAGACUCACAAGCGGAAGCGCUCUCACGAUAGACGUAGCAGGGAAGACUUGCAACAACUGAAACAAAAAAAACGCAAUGUCAGCCAUGAGCGUGGGGAUGAGCGAGUUAACAUGGUGGAUGUGGCAAGCUCCAAAUCAAUACCACCAGCUUCUCAUUCUUCAGCUAAGGCUGUACCAUCUCGUUCUGAAAAGAUUUCCAGCCUCCUGAGAGCUCUGGAUGAGGUUUUAGAUGAGAAUGAUGCAGAUGAUACUCUGAACCUAAUUGGAGAUGAAGUCCGGAACAAAUGUCGGGACCUUCAAACCACCAUACAGAGCAUAUCCAACAUUGAUCCUCCAUCAGGUCCCCGCUCACAUGAUCGCGGAAUAGCAUCGACCUUGUCAGCUCAUAUCACACCUUGGAAAGCUUCGGAAAUACGCAACUCUUUCCCUCCGCUGCCCGCAAUCUUGGACAGCACCCUCGAGGAAGCCACCUUCUGCCAUCCGAGUGCUUCGACGGCCAAGUUUAUGUUUAUGAACUAUGAACAUCUCGAAUGGGUUGGUGACGCAUAUAUUGAAAUGCUUACCACGCUUUUAAUCUCUCAAUCAUUUCAAAAUCUCAAUCCAGGCAAAUUAACAGAACUCCGCGAACGCCUAAUUAAAAACGCCCAACUUGAAAAAUAUUCUCGGCAUUACGGCUUCGAUAAGCGUUUAACUCUUAACAUAAAUCCUGACUCGAUGGGAAAAGAUGUUAUGGUAAAGAUCAUGGGCGAUGUAUUUGAAGCUUACGUCGCUGCGGUUAUCCUUUCAGAUCCUGUGAAUGGCUUUAGCAGAGCUGCGGACUGGCUGAAGAAUCUUUGGGGUGUGACUCUGAAAAAGGAAAUUGCUGCCGAAGAGAGGAGAGAAAAGAUGCAUCUAAACCCCAUGUGGAAUUUGGUAGGGAGUGCAAGGCAGGCUUUGGUGCUAUCGACUUCUUACAAUUCCAAGGAUCAGCUACAGCAGGCACUGGGGGGCAAAGGGAUCAGAUUAGAAUAUCGAGAGGUUGCACCCCCGUCCAAGGACCGGCACACAGAUGUUCCGAUUUAUACUGUUGGCAUUUUUCUAGAAGGAUGGGGUGCGAAGGGCUUGUCUCUUGGGCGCGGAAGUGCUCGGUCGAAGAAAGAGGCUGGCAUGAAAGCUGCAGAGAUGGCUAUGAAAAACAAGAAGCUGCUAGCACCGUAUGUGGAGAAGAAGAAGCUAUUCGAUGCACAAGUGGAGUUGGAGAGACAAGCAUUAGAAGUGGCACAAGCAGCCGGAAGCAUUUCUACGUAG
Molecule: messenger RNA, 1302 nt
Organism: Venustampulla echinocandica
Lineage: Eukaryota; Fungi; Ascomycota; Leotiomycetes; Helotiales; Pleuroascaceae
Exons: 2
Coding region: 1-1302 (433 amino acids)
Biological process (GO): rRNA processing; regulation of gene expression; primary miRNA processing
Cellular component (GO): nucleus
Molecular function (GO): double-stranded RNA binding; ribonuclease III activity
Source: RefSeq, a predicted model, not a curated record